CGCCGCGCCGACGGCCAAGACAGAUUGCGUAAUCAUCACACACUAGCUACACGUGGACGAACGACCGAGGUCUUGCUUUCACUAAUGACAGUUUGUCUUGUUUGAAAGAAGAACAAUAUGGCAGCUAAUACAUUCGCCGCUUCCCUUGUCGGUGUGUUAGAUAAAAGGAUUGACAAUUCAGCACACACUUCAUGGGAUAUCAAUAAGAUAGGAGGGAAACCGGACUGGAUGAUUAGCCGCACCCCUCACCCAAGGUGUGAAGCUUGUCAAAGUAUGUUGACCCACGUGACCCAGCUGUACUGCCCUCUUGAUGGUUCUCUUUACCACAGAACGAUUUACGUCUUCACCUGUCUGACCAGUCAGUGCCAACAACAUUCAUACAGUUUCAGGGUGUUCAGGACUCAGAAACAAGCCAAAAAUAACUCUGCUGACACUGGACGGCAGUCAGCCAUCCCUGUACAGGCGCCAGUCAAUGGUGCUGUGACCUUUGACACAGACUGGUGUGAUGAUGCUGAUGACUGGGGUGAUGAGGACGAGGCCGGAGGUGAUGAAGGUGGCUUGGAUGAUGCUAUGAAUCAGUUGGGCAUUGUCAAGGAGAAAUCAUUAGUAGCUGUGGAGGCCUCAUGUCAUCAGACUCCUGUCGUAACAGUAGACACCAGCGCUAUGACCCAGUCCAAUACUGAUGAACUGGAGCAGGGUCUUGGGCACCUCAGCCUGCAUCCAACAGAUCCCUCCUCCUCCUCACAUCCAGUGGAGCCUUUAUCUACAAAGCCAGUGUCUGCCUGGACAGAAAUGGUUUCUGAACCCCUUGCAAAUGGUGAGAGUGUUCCAGAACUUGUCUCCUUCUUCAUCAAUGUCUUUGACGAGCCUUCAGCGAUGAGUGAAGAUCUGCUGUCUCACGAGCAUCGGUUGAUGAGGGAAUACCAAGAGAGGGAGGGAGUCUCAUUAUCCGAAUGGCAGGAGGAUGCUCAUGGUAAGAGUGGUAGCGGAGGAGAUGGAGGUGGAGGUGAAGGGUACGAGAAGGUCACAGCCAAGCACGGAGACAGAACCUUCCAGAAGUUUGUCAAAAAGAUCCAGUCCUGCCCCGAACAGUGUAUAAGGUACUGUUACGGUGGGAAGCCUCUUUGGAUGACCGACCCCAACCAACAGCAAUCAACCAACGUACCAGUCUGUGCUUACUGUGGUAGCAAGAGACACUUUGAAUUUCAACUCAUGCCUGCUUUAUUACCUUCUCUACAGCUACCAGAGCAACCAGCACCACCUAUUGACUUUGGUGUUCUUGCAGUCUACACCUGUUCCAGGAGCUGUUGGACAGAAGACUGCAGUGAUGUGCUCAGGGAGGAAGCACUCGUCGUUCAGCACGACCCAGACAGUAAUGCCAUUGUUCAGGCAGAACAAAAGUUGAAACAACUCCAACAGAGUCAAAGAUAAUUUCAAUCUAGCGUGCAAUAAAUUAUAUCCUAUGUUACAUGUUUGGAUGAAGCAAGAAUUAAAAAAAAUGAUUGAAUAAGGGAAGAUACUGAUAAGAAGUGCUCAUAACAUUUUCUCUCACUGAAGACACUUGGUUAAUUCUUUACUGCUGCUACAGACAUUUCGGUGCCCUUUUUGAUGUAUGAAUCAAAUAUAUAUUGUAUAUCUUUACUUUUCUUCAAAGAAUGAACUGUUAUCCUUAUCUUUUAUAAUUAAAAGAGAAUGUAUUGAAAAA
This is a messenger RNA of Strongylocentrotus purpuratus (purple sea urchin), 1705 nucleotides long. RefSeq names its product programmed cell death protein 2-like. The coding region runs from base 118 to 1431 and encodes 437 amino acids. Lineage: Eukaryota; Metazoa; Echinodermata; Echinoidea; Camarodonta; Strongylocentrotidae. The transcript is spliced from 7 exons. Gene Ontology annotation, cellular component: cytoplasm. The record is from RefSeq and is a predicted model, not a curated record.